Raphanus sativus (radish) is the source of this 1867-nucleotide messenger RNA. Its product is annotated as nuclear pore complex protein NUP50B-like. Gene Ontology annotation, molecular function: GTPase activator activity. The record is from RefSeq and is a predicted model, not a curated record. Bases 23 to 1186 code for a protein of 387 amino acids. Gene Ontology annotation, cellular component: cytoplasm; nuclear pore. Lineage: Eukaryota; Viridiplantae; Streptophyta; Magnoliopsida; Brassicales; Brassicaceae. Gene Ontology annotation, biological process: intracellular transport. The transcript has a single exon.
UCUCUAGCUUUUACCUGUUUCAAUGGGGGACUCAGAGCCUUCGAAAAAGAGAGGUGCUUUGAAGGAGCUCUCUCGUGGUCUUGAUGAUAGUGAUGAUGACACAUGUGCAUUUGAGAGUGGUAGUUUCAAGACUGCUAGUGAGGAGGUGUUGGCUACCAGAAGAAUCCUCAGAGUUGAUGUCGUAACCAACAAACAAGAGGCACAUUAUGAUGGAAUAAGAUCUGAUGCCCCCAUCGUAGUUAUUGAUGGUGGUCAGACUAAAUAUGACACAAUAUCAGUAACACUAGUGGAAGAGACUGAAAUGGCUAAAGAUGACAUCAACUCUGUUGAUAAGAGUGAAGCAGUUAACGGUGGAGAGAGAGCCAAAGAUGAGACCAAAACAACAACAACCCAAGUCCAAGAUGCUGCUGGGGAAGAAAAGGCUAAAGAUGACAACAUCAACUUUGGUAAGGGUGGUGUUGACAAGGAUUCUUCAGGUGGUGAUCAGACUGAGAUACAAGGAAAGGAAGGCACUGAUAACAGUGGAGCCUUUUUUCCCCCAUUCCACCUGCAUUCAAAUUGCAAAAACGCUUUCUCAGGGUUUCCCACCAGUACCACAGCUUUCUCUGUUUCUUCCUUCUCCUUCGGUUCCACUGCCUCAGGUUCCGUGUCUCGCACUCAACUGUCAUCCUACGGCUUCAGCCUCCCAAGCGAUGGAACCUCUUCUAUCUUCGGCACCACACAGAGCGCUGAAACAGGAGAAGAGAAGGAAGAAACAGCUUUCACAGCUGAUUCAGUAGUAUUGUUCGAGUUUCUUCAAGGAGGAUGGAAAGAGCGUGGGAAAGGACAAGUCAAGGUAAACGUAUCAACAACCACUACUGAUAGCAGAAGAAAAGCAAGGCUACUUAUGAGAUCAAAAGGAAACUACAGGUUGAUCUUAAACGCUAGUCUAUACCCGGAAAUGAAACUGGCAAGCAUGGACAAGAAAGUACUCACGUUUGCUUCUGUCAAUAGUGUAAGCCAAGCCAAGACUGGCUUAUCUACGUUUGCACUCAAGUUCAAGGAUCCAGCGAUUAUGGAAGAGUUCAGAGAAGUUAUCGAAGAACAUAAAGAGAGUAAACCCAUGAGUGUAAAAGCAGCAGCAGCAGCAGCAGCUCCGUUGAAGACACCUGAGAACUCCCCCAGGGCUGAACAAGAAGACGCUUAAAGGAAAAACUUUGGAAACUAGUUCCCUUGUCUUUAGUUGUUUCAAUUUCAAAUUUAUCAGAGAGAAAGAGAGAGAGAGAGAGAGGAUCACUUAAAACUCCUUAUGGGCUUAGUAAUCGUAUGAAUAUUUAAUGUGACUCUCCAUCUUAACUCAGAUCUAAUACAAAAGAGCUCAUCCCAAGGGUAUAAUAUAAAAUGUCUCAGUCACUACUACAUUUGUUUAUAUGAUUCGCUCAUCUCAUAUCAUUCCUCAUAAAUACAAUUUGGCAAGUUUUUCAACGGUACUCUUUCUCCUUAGGGUUGGGUUGAGAAGAGGAAGUCUCGGUUCUUGAAACAAUGUGGUGAUGUGGAUAACAGACGAAUUAAACUCGGAAAAGCAACAACACUAGAGAAAAACUCAAAUACACGUAUUAGAGUUUUUGUGUGAAUUAUAACUUAUAAACUUUUUAGACCGUAUUUCUAAGCCUAAAAACUCAAUUCCCUAUUUUGAUUUAGAAGGAUUAUCUAAACCAAAUAGUACAAUGUACUAGACGAAAGUGUUUUUUACUCAUACACUAAAGAUUAACAGAAGGCACGGUGACUUCGUUUCCAUUCCUGUAAAAAGAACUGCUAUGUACUUCAGUUUUAUGGAAGCAAAAGACCACCGGAGCUUAAGAAGUCAGUGGCGGACCCAGCAUGUAUU